AUGACCGCCGUUACGCCCUCGAGAUCUGGCGUUUCGCCAUCUAGUUCCCCUCGCUUACCGUCUCCGCCACCCAUCCCGGAGGUGCAAUUCGGCCCUAAAAGCCCCGGUGUCGACCUUUCCAAAGAACUUUCGCUUGAUGCCACGUCCAAACCAGACGAAGGAGCAGCGAGGAGGAUAAGGCCGGGAACAAAAGCUGCAGAUAUGGCUUUGGGCCCCCCUCUCAUUCCGUUGAGUCAGCUCGACUCGCCAUUCCAACUUCAAGAACAUCUCAAGUCCCUCUACGCUCACCUUACCCACACCCAAGAGUCUACACAUACCGUUCCAAUCACAAAAGAGUCUGCACUACAACUCGCCACACCUCCACAGAUCAACGACCACGAGUUCGUGGAUAGGAAUCUGUGGCUGUAUGAGCUCUGUCGAUUUCUCACUCAAAAAGCAAAUAUCGUCUCAAUAUUCCUCAUGAACGACAACCCACCGUGUUCUGCUCAGACGUGCCCGGAAAUGCGCGCCAGUGAAUGGCAGUAUCUUUGCGCGGUACACGAGCCGCCCAAGUCAUGCUGUGCGAUCGACUAUUGCAACCAUACCCUCGAUUGGGCCGCGAAUGUUCUGACUAGCCCGAAGCAUUUUCCUUCGCGGUUAGCACUAGGUUCCGAAGCAGGCAAUGUCAUUCAAAGCAUGCGACAACUAACAAAUAUCUUUCGGCGAGUGUAUCGUAUAUUUGCUCAUGCUUGGUUCCAACAUCGUGAUGUCUUUUGGUCUGUCGAAGCCACCUAUGGCUUGUACUUGCUUUUCAAAGUCGUUUGUGACGAGUACCAUCUCAUCCCCGAGGACAGCUAUACAAUUCCAGCCGAAGCCGAAGGAGUCCAUGAAGCCGCUAUCGAUCGCGAGGGCGCUUUACGGCCACAAAUACUUCAUAGAGACAAUGCGGGGAGUUCCACUCUGGACGAGCCAUCCACUGGGUCCACAUUAUCAGAUAUUCCUGUGGCGAUGGCCCCAACGACGGUCAGCACAGGUGCGACAACACGGAGACACAAACACACUCCAAGCACCGGGAGCCAUGUUGCCACUAUUGCCGAGGGUCAAGAAGAGGAGGAAGAGCACCCGAAAAGCAGUACAGCAGCGCCGAAGAAUCCGCCCCCUCCACCUCAACUUGUGGAGAUGCCAAACACCAUCCCAGCAUCGGAACGGGAUGACUCGUCUCUGAAAAGUGAUGGCACAGGGAAGGACAGAAAUAAAGGCAAAUCUCCUGAGCGUCUUUUACCAAAACUUGACAUUACCUCCACCGUGCCGAAAUACGAGCCUCGUGCAUCAGAGGAUCCCACGCCCACCGGCACAUCCGAGGAUAUUGACCCAUUGUCCACGCAUAUGGAGUCCCAAAAUCUAGGGGCAUCAUCUACAACAGCGGGUGGAGAUGUCGGUCUCAGCACGAUCGAUAGUACCGCCAACUCGAAUGAGAAAGAUGAACCGGUCAAAGUAGAAACCCCUAUAGAACAAACAAUCGACCCGUUCCAAGAGGAGGAAGGCCAGAAAAUCACGUCCCCUUCCGGUGGCUCGAUAAGGACGAGUGGAAGCGACGUGCUUGGGGCAAUCCUGGGCCACAUCCAUGAUCUGGAUGAUGGAAAUUCAAUCGAUGCUGAGAAGCAAAGUCAAGCUGGUGGCAGUGGAGCAACUUUGCCAGCCAGGGAGGCGGCUGAUCGUAUGGGUGCAGCGGCUAGUGACGACAAGAGUGUUGAGGAUAAUGAAGGCAUGAGCCCGAUCAGGACGGAGCCACCAUUAUCGACUGGGCCCGAGGAUGGGCCUUCUACGGACGAUCAGGGUGAAGAUGAAGCGAAGACGAAGAAUGAAGAGCUUGGACCUCCAGUUGACGAGGUCAGAAUCUCGGUGGAGGAGGCUACGGAUGACCUCGAGGAUGAUGCGCAGCAGAAAGACAACCACGAUGAACAGGGCGACACGGCAAACACGACAAAGGCUGAAUAG
Messenger RNA from Fonsecaea multimorphosa CBS 102226, 1977 nucleotides. RefSeq lists its product as uncharacterized. The record is from RefSeq and is a predicted model, not a curated record. Bases 1 to 1977 code for a protein of 658 amino acids. NCBI's taxonomy places the organism in Eukaryota, Fungi, Ascomycota, Eurotiomycetes, Chaetothyriales, Herpotrichiellaceae. Gene Ontology annotation, cellular component: cytoplasm. The transcript has a single exon.